AUGUCAUCUCACUACACAACCGAACCACCCCCUACCGCCUCCGUCCUCCUACACACCACAGCCGGCCCAAUCCAAAUCUCACUAUUCGCAACCCAAACGCCCCUCGCGUCUCGAAACUUCCUGCAACACAUCCUAGAUGGCUACUACACCUCGACAACCUUCCACCGCGUUGUCCCGGGCUUCGUCAUCCAAGGCGGUGACCCGACCGGAACUGGCGAAGGCGGGGAAAGCAUCUACGAGGACCGAGAAUUCGAAAUCGAUGCCAGAACAGGGGAGAAGGUGGUGUUUGGAGAUGAGGUGCACAGCCGGCUGAAGCUGAAUCGGCGCGGACUGGUGGGAAUGGCAAAGAUGGGUGAGAGUACAUAUGGGAGCCAGUUUUUCAUCACUUUGGCAGAUGUAAGGGCGCAGCUGGAUGGGAAGUGUACAAUGUUUGGGAGAGUGGAGGGGGAGGGGAUAUACAAUAUCGUACGCAUAGCGGAGGCGGAGAACGUGGAGGGUAUCGAAAGGCCAAUGUAUCCGUUCAGGAUUACAGGGGCAGAGGUGCUGGAGAUGCCUAAAGGGGAGCCCUGGGCAAGCAUGAAGAAGAGGGAGAGAGUGGCUAAAAGGACGGCACCGCAGGACGAGGAGAUGGAGGGCAAGGCGCAGAAGAAGGCGAAGACCAAGAAGAAGGGCAAAACGUUGCUGAGUUUCGGCGACGAGGAGGGCGAUACAGAUACAGGACCUGCAAUCCAGCCCAAAGCGAAGUUCAACACAAGGCUGAUCAACGGCACAGCCAGCAAGCAGGAUGGUGCCGCGAAUGGACAACGGGAGCCAGAUCCGGAGAAGUUCCAAAGCGAAACAGCAACCAAACCGUCUUCCAAUCAACCUCAAGAUAGCUACUCGAAGAAGACAUCUAGUGAGAUAACGAAGCUUACUCGCCACCGCUCUUCGCCCAACUCUUCACCUCACUCCCCAUCAAAACGCUCAUCAAAAUCCCCAUCAACGCAGCGCCGCAAACCUUCCUUCCACGACCCAACGACCCAACUCCCCCUCAAAGACCCAGAAUCUCCAUCACGGUCUCCCACCCCAUCACCCGGCCCGCCCUCCAAAACACCAACAACGACACUCAACGCCGAAAUCGCCGCCCUUAAAGCAUCCAUGCGCCGCAACGUGCCCACAGCUUCGGAAAAACCCCGCAAGAAAUCCGCACUCGAGCAAUUGAUCCCCGAAAAGAGCAUCCGAGGCCGGAAGAGGCCGAGGCCAGGCGAUAGCGGUGGUAGUACCCUUGGCAGCAACAACGACAGAGAUGCACUGAAGAUGUUGAACGCGUUCAAAGCGCGGCUGGAGGGGAUUGGUCGCAACGAGAUGGAGGUAAAGAGAUCGUCGAAGGCGAAGGACGAGGGCAAGAGGACCAGCUUGAAUGGCAAUGGCGUGUUGUCUCAGCAAUCUGCAGAUGCCACAAUGAAGGAGGGCAAAGAAGACGACGACCACGGCGAAGAAGAAGCAGCCCUUUGCGAUCUGCAUUUCAUAGCGAAUUGCCUAUCGUGUUCCCAUUGGGACCGAAACCCCUCAUCAGACCUCGCCAACCACUCCGACCAACAGCAUCCACAUUCCUCCGCUUCCGCCGACGAAGAAGAUGCAGAUCCAACAGGCGACACAGAUUGGAUGUCCCACGCCCUGUCCUUCGAAAAGGACAGAUUGGGCAAAGAUCUGACCUGGAAGCGGAAGAACGAGGAGGAAUUGGUUGUGAUUGAUCCGAGGGAGAAGGAGAAGGAUCUGGCUGCCAGUGGUAAGUUGAACCGAAGGAGUGGGAAAAGAGAACGGGAGUGGGGUGGCAGAGGAAAGUGA
Molecule: messenger RNA, 1827 nt
Organism: Endocarpon pusillum Z07020
Lineage: Eukaryota; Fungi; Ascomycota; Eurotiomycetes; Verrucariales; Verrucariaceae
Exons: 1
Coding region: 1-1827 (608 amino acids)
Biological process (GO): protein folding; protein peptidyl-prolyl isomerization
Cellular component (GO): catalytic step 2 spliceosome
Molecular function (GO): peptidyl-prolyl cis-trans isomerase activity
Source: RefSeq, a predicted model, not a curated record